Molecule: messenger RNA, 1215 nt
Organism: Parnassius mnemosyne (clouded apollo)
Lineage: Eukaryota; Metazoa; Arthropoda; Insecta; Lepidoptera; Papilionidae
Source: the annotation of a GenBank genome assembly
AUGACUACUAAUACACCAAAUGUAGACUUAUAUCAAUUUGUUUCGUGGCAAAUUGACACUCUUAAAGCAAUGGGAACCUGGUUCUUCAUACCGUUUCCAGUGAAAUCGUUAAGUUUUUUUAAAGUUUUACUUAUUAAGACUUUCAUUGGAAUUUCUGUCUUUAUUAUACCCACAGGUGGGCAGUUGAUAUAUCUAAUACGUCUUGCUUAUUCCGAAAAUGCAGAUGUUCAAGUAAUGGCUGGAAUGUUAAAUUUAAUUAUAACUGAACUACUUAUCACAAUCAAACUUUUGGAUUUUAUUAUACGUCGUAAUUCUAUAAAGAACCUAAUAAAGCAGAUGACAAAUGUAGACUUUUGUGAUUUUACUAAAGAUUAUAAGAAAACGACACAGACGAAAAUAUUUAUUACCAGAUGCUUGUUCAUCUUUAUAUUGGGACUUUCAGCAGUGGAUAUAGCUGUGCACGUCUUAGUAGUACCUGGUCUUCAUGGAUUUCAAUAUCUGCCAUUAAAGAUGGAUUUUAUUUACUUUGACGUUAAUGAUAAACGGUAUUUUAAUUAUAUUUUCGCCUAUCAGAUUCUAUACAAACCUAUAAUCUCAAACACAUUUGCCUGCUUGACAUCAAUGCGCUGGGGUUCUGAAAUAUUUGCAACAAGUCAGAUAGAGAAUUUAAUACAUACAAUUGAAAAUGUUGAGCGUUUUUUAAAAUAUGAAAUGGAAGUAAAUAAUUGUGAUAAAAAUGAAGCAUUUGAACGGUUUUUUAAAAAAUGUGUUAUGCAUCAUAAUCUUAUUAUAAGGUUUGUGGGAUCUAUACAAGAUAUAUAUGGAGGACAUAUUUCAAUGACGAUGAUUUUAAGUUCUGGUAUUAUUUGCAGUACAGCUGUUCAAUUUUCCGCAAUUGAGCAUCCAUUAAAUAACAUUACUGAUUUGUUCUGGGUUUUUGCAUUUAUGGUCAUAUUUGUAUCCGUUUUGUAUGCAGACUGUUAUUUUGGUAACGGUAUUACAACUAAGAAUUUUGAAAUUUCUCAUGCCAUUUACGGAUGUCCGUGGGUAGAUCUGUCACGAAAGCAUAGGAAAAACGUUUUGAUAUUUAUAGCAAGAACUCAACAACCUUUGGUGCUUUAUGCAGUCGUAUUAGCACCUGUUUCUUUAGAAACAUUUACACAGGUAAUGAACUGGACGUACAAAGGAUUUGCGCUGUUGAACCAAACAAAAUAA